Acaulospora colombiana is the source of this 1983-nucleotide messenger RNA. Lineage: Eukaryota; Fungi; Glomeromycota; Glomeromycetes; Diversisporales; Acaulosporaceae. The record is from the annotation of a GenBank genome assembly.
AUGUGCUGCGCCCAUUGGGCAAUCUAUCUGUGGAUGAGAAACGUAGUUUAUAAUUAUAAAUACAUGGAAGAGUACGAGAAAGCUCGCAGCUUGAUGGAAGAGAUACUAGCUAUCCGUACGAGGGUAUUAGGCCCAGAGAACCCAGAGACUAUGGUUUCGAUUAAUGAUUUGGCCUCGGGCCACAGGGAUUUGGGAGAAUAUGAAAAGGCCCGAGAGUUGGAUGAACGAGCUGUAGCAUUGCGCACAAGGGUAUUAGGACAGGAGCACCAAGAUACAUUGGAGUCUAUGAGCCAUUUAGCUUCGGACUACAGGCAUCUAGGCGACUAUGAGAAAUCUCGAGAUUUAGAUGAAAAGAUAUUAGAGAUUUCUAGGAAGGUAUUUGGGCCAGAAGAUUCUUAUACUCUGAGAUCUAUCGCUAAAUUGGCGACUGAUUAUAUUGGGCUAGAGAAAUAUGAGAAGGUUCUCGAGCUGAAUGAAGCAGCAAUGUCACUAUGCGGGAGCAGAUUGGGACUGGAGCAUCCUGAUACUCUAUACUGGAAGAACAAUGUAGCUCAUAACUGCAAGCAAUUGGGACAGUAUGAGAGAGCUCGUAAUCUGACGGAAGAGAUAUUGGCAACUCGCAGGGAGAUGUUGGGCUUGGAGCAUCCAGAAGUUCUAGAAUCCAUGAAUGACCUGGCUUUGAGGUAUAGUGAUUUGGAAGAGCACGAAAAGGCCCGAGAGUUGGACGAACAGACUUUAGAGCUGCGUACGAAGUUAUUGGGAGCCGAACACCCAGAUACACUAGCCUCAAUGAGCGCUCUUAUUUUUGACUAUCAGAAUCUCGGGAAUUACGAGAAAUCUCGAGAAUUAGGUGAACAUCUGCUCCCAUUGAAACAGAGAGUGUUGGGCCUGGAACAUCCAGAGACGCUAAGUUCGAUGAAUACUCUAGCUUCGGACUACAGGGACCUGGAAGGUUAUAAAAAGGCACGAGAUUUAGAUGAACAGAUACUGGAAAUAUCUAGAAGAUUACUAGGACCGGAAACCCUAGAUGUGCUGCGCCCAUUGGGCAAUCUAUCUGUGGACUACACGUUAUUAGGGGACUAUGAGAAAGCUCUCGAGUUGAAUGAAGAGGGAAUGGCAUUAUGCAAACGACUAUUAGGGCCAGAAAAUCUGGACACUUUGCUUUGGAUGUCUAAAGUGAUUGUUUACUAUGGAUCAUUGGGGCAGUAUGAGAAAGCUCGAGACAUGGCAGAAGAGGUGUUAUCAAUCCGAAAGAGAGUGUUGGGACCAUUACAUAUAGAUACUAUAGAUUCCAUGAAGGAUCUAGCAACGUGCUACAGGAACCUAGAGGAACAUGAGAGGUCUCGGGACCUGAACGAAAAUAUUUUGGCGCUACAUAAGACGACUCAGGGGCCAGAGCAUCAGGACACAUUAGUCUCAAUGAUCAAUUUGGCUUUCGACUACAAAAAUCUUGGGGAGCACCAGAAAUCUAGAGUGUUGAAUGAAGAGACUCUACUAUUGAGGAAAAGAGCGUUGGGAUUGGAACAUCCAGAGACCCUAGUUUCGAUGAGUAUCUUAUCAUCAAACUACAGAGAUACAGGAGAGUACGAAAAGGCACGGGACCUGGAUGAAGAGACAUUGGAACUAUCCAAAAGAAUUCUAGGACCGGAAGAUUUGUCUACUCUGGCCUCAAUGCUAGACAUGGCUAUGGAUUAUAUCGGGUUGGAAGAUUAUGACAGAGCCCUACGGUUAAAUGAAGAAGCAACGGCGUCAUACAAGAACAUUUUUGGGGCCGAGCAUCCGGAUACCCUGAUUUCUAUGGAGAAUCUCGCCGAGAUCUACAAGCACUUGGGGCAAUUUGAGAAAGCUCAACAGGCAAACGCAUGGGAGCUCCUUUUAUUCGAGGGCCAAUAUUCUAACGCAAACUCCCCGAAACAGAUACUAGACGAGAAGAAAGAUAUCGAGAAUGGAAAAAUGACUGCCUUCCAACCAAAUUCAGAUUAA